This is a messenger RNA of Lindgomyces ingoldianus, 2126 nucleotides long. RefSeq lists its product as uncharacterized. Gene Ontology annotation, cellular component: CCR4-NOT core complex; P-body. NCBI's taxonomy places the organism in Eukaryota, Fungi, Ascomycota, Dothideomycetes, Pleosporales, Lindgomycetaceae. The record is from RefSeq and is a predicted model, not a curated record. The transcript is spliced from 8 exons. The coding region runs from base 273 to 1868 and encodes 531 amino acids. Gene Ontology annotation, biological process: regulation of DNA-templated transcription; nuclear-transcribed mRNA poly(A) tail shortening.
CUUUGAGCCUUCCAUCACUCCUGCACCAGCGCAAACUCGACACCGCCCUGCUUCGCGCGGUCUCGCGAAACACCACUUCAACGUCGUGGCUGUAAGCCGAAUCAUUCGAGACCUUCCCAUCCAGCCCUUAUCCUCCGGCCAGGAACGGCCGUUCCGCCCGCUUUGUAUCCGUUCGCUUAUUACAUCCUGGAUACGUUCACUUCCCUAGACAAUCACACGUCUCCGCCGCCUCAACUCACUGCGAAAUUUCCAAGUGCUAACUUAUCUUCAUCAUGAUAGGGCCUGGUACCCAGCCUCUGAGAAAUCUCCCCUCCGGAAUGUUCCAAAGCCAACAGAAUAGCGCCGCUCGCGGUGCGCCGCUCGGAUCAAGUCGAUUACAGAAUGGAAAGCUGGGCAGUGGCUCUCAAUGGGGCUUCGGGGGACCAAUGGGCGGCGCACCCGGCCUUUCGACCACACAAACACGAGCAAACGGAACUGGACUAUCAAGCUUUGCGCAGACAAUCGGAAGCUCACAGCCUCAUACUCCUCUCAAUCUUGAAGAAUUUCCAUCUUUAUCUGGGGCGCCUCAAGCGCAGCAGAAUACGACGGCACAGCAAAUGUGGUCAAAUCCAAGCCUACGAACGGCACAACACUCGACAAUUCAACGACCGCAGGGACAAUCACAACAGGCCGGACAGGCGUCGAAUGCCCAGCAUCAACAAAUACAAAAUCAGCCCCAUGAAGAUGCGACUGUAGCAGCACAAGGUCGGUUCCCAGCGAUCGGUGAUGAUUAUCGCUUCGGAGGACAAUCAGGCGUAGGGCAAUUGUCUGGCACUUCGCAGCCGCAGACGGGCAAUAUAGAGGAAUUCCCGCCUUUAGGGGGAGGCAAUGAUGUUGGGCCAGACCAAAGGAGUGGUAUGAUUCAGAACGCAGCAUUUGGGGCCGGUGCAACGACAAAUGCUUUUCCAGGUCUGGGCCAAACACGCAACGGUCUUUCAAGUCCGACAGACGGCCCCCAAGAUCGAUCAAUAAAUUCGACUGUUGGCGACAGACCAAUGCACGGCGGUGGAGUGACUCGAACGCAAUUCGAGAGCCUACGAGCGAACCCACCAGGCGUACAAGAUCUUGACAGGAACGGUAACCCAAGAACCGGCCAAGCAUUAGGCAACUUAUCUUUCAUCGGUUCUCAGCUACCACUUCGGAGCGGAGCUAGCGCUGUUCCACCUAUAGGACAGCGACCGCAAGUAGGACAAUAUGAUCAGAAUUUCGCCGCUGAAAAUGUCGGCUCACCAAACACACAACUACCACAACACAAGAAAUUAGCGGACAUGACCGAAACGGAACGAUAUGGCCUUCCCGGUUUAUUGUCCAUGAUACCGUUGGAUAGCCCAGAUUACUCUGCUCUUGCGGUUGGUCAGGAUCUUACAGUUCUAGGACUUGAUCUGAGCCGACCAGAUAAUUCUCCCUUGCACCCUACCUUUGGAUCGCCGUUUGUGGACUCCAACGUCAAACCGGCCAUUCCUCCAGAUUUCACGCUCCCAGCCGCCUACACAGUGACAAACGUUCCGCCUUUGCACACCAAAAUGACCAGUUUCGCCACGGAGACUCUGCUCGCAAUCUUCUACCAGUAUCCACGUGACAUCAUGCAGGAGAUAGCUGCGAACGAGUUGUACAAUCGAGACUGGCGAUGGCAUACUAAGCUGCAACAAUGGAUGAUGAAGGAUCCCGAUCUACCGCAGCCAAUGCGCAUCUCACCAAAAGAAGAGCGUGGCUGGUACCUAUUCUUCGACGUAACAAAUUGGAGGAGAGAGAGGAGGGAAUUCGAACUCAACUACGAUCACCUAGAUCAGCGUCACGGACCCGUGAUGGCACCAGCACAACAGAUGUAAUGGUGUUGGGCGUUCUGGGCGGAAGAGAGCCUGGGACAUGUCAAGGUGUAGCACAAUGGGAUUGGAGUUCUGGCUCACUGGGUCCAGAGUCCAGAUGGACUUUGAUGUGGACCAUGGACUGACUGACAUUUACUGCAAUGCAACAAACUGCUGCCGAGAAGGCUGCCGACUGCGAAAGAGCUUUGACACGAUGUUGAAGUGAAGAUGGGUUGCUGUGAUUUGGGACCUAGUGAAUGAAAGAAGUCGCAGAAGGUGCCU